AUAUACACGUUGCUCGCAACUCGUUAGUAGUAGGUCCAGGCACAAUGGAACGGAAUGCGGUGUAACGCGCGUCGGGUGGCAGACAUGUUGUGCUGUCCCAGUUUCAAGUACCAACUCCGCAAGCCGCGUCUCGAUUUCAGUCCACAGUAUUCGAGGGAAGUUAAAAUCGCACAUAAGGAGGAAGCGAGGCCGGCUCAUGUAGCUUCUGGCAUGCGGCUACCAAUCGACUUCGCGGGCUGCGAUGAGCUGCACCCACAAACAAUUCACCCUGUCUUGUAUGGAUCGAGUACCAUAGCUGCUCGCACAGACCAUCUUCGCUGCGGUAGGUGUGCCAGUCUUCCGUACAACGAGCACCGAAUGCACACCGCCUCGAUCGUUUGAUAGUCUGUCGCACCGGAAGCAC
Molecule: messenger RNA, 403 nt
Organism: Dicrocoelium dendriticum
Lineage: Eukaryota; Metazoa; Platyhelminthes; Trematoda; Plagiorchiida; Dicrocoeliidae
Source: the annotation of a GenBank genome assembly